Molecule: messenger RNA, 270 nt
Organism: Protopolystoma xenopodis
Lineage: Eukaryota; Metazoa; Platyhelminthes; Monogenea; Polystomatidea; Polystomatidae
Source: the annotation of a GenBank genome assembly
AUGCCUCGCAAUGUCCGCCAACAGCCCAACAAGUGGCGCCAGCCGCCUACAGUGCUACCUUCAGCAAAGAGACGCACUUCUUUCCCACUCGCCGGCUUAGCAAUAGCUCAUCUUCGCUCUUUCACGCUAAUUAGCCCACAGAUUCAUGUGCAGCCCGAGCCAACAGCUGCCCGGCCCCGAUCCUUGCCUAUUCACUCAUUCAACCUGCCGCCGGGUUACGACUGCUUGGCGUCAGAAUUAUGCUAUGCGGAUCGAGUCUUAUGGCGAUAG